This is a messenger RNA of Mya arenaria, 3185 nucleotides long. RefSeq names its product pre-mRNA-processing factor 19-like. Lineage: Eukaryota; Metazoa; Mollusca; Bivalvia; Myida; Myidae. The record is from RefSeq and is a predicted model, not a curated record. The transcript has 15 exons. Bases 22 to 1551 code for a protein of 509 amino acids. Gene Ontology annotation, molecular function: ubiquitin protein ligase activity; protein binding. Gene Ontology annotation, biological process: protein ubiquitination; mRNA splicing, via spliceosome; DNA repair. Gene Ontology annotation, cellular component: Prp19 complex; U2-type catalytic step 1 spliceosome; cytoplasm.
GGUCACGUGAUCAAAAUCAAAAUGGCGCUUUGCUGUGCGAUUAGUAACGAGGUGCCAGAACAUGCAGUGAUCAGCCCUGUGUCGGGUCACAUCUUCGAACGUCGUCUCAUCGAGAAAUACAUCAAAGACAAUGGUCUGGACCCUAUCACAGGAGAGAAACUGGAGAUUGAGAUGCUUAUUGAUGUUAAAGCAUCUCCACUGGUCAAACCAAGACCUCCUUCAUUUACAAGUAUUCCAGCCAUUCUUAAAGCAUUGCAAGAUGAAUGGGAUGCUGUCAUGCUACACAGUUUCACUUUGAGACAACAAUUACAGACAGCUAGACAAGAGUUGUCCCAUGCACUUUAUCAGCACGAUGCUGCUUGUCGUGUAAUAGCCCGUCUAACAAAGGAAGUGACUGCAGCCAGAGAAGCCUUGGCGACCCUGAAGCCCCAGGCUGGCAUCACUGCUGGCAGCUAUCCAGCUCCUGCUGCUCCACAACCUGUGUAUGGAGCGGAAGCUGGUCCCGAGGCAGCUGAACAGCCUAUGGAGGAGGCGGGCAUGUCAGAUGAGGUGUUACAGAAACUCCAGGACAAGGCCACCCUCCUCACUGCUGAGAGAAAGAAACGUGGUAAAACCGUCCCUGAAGGUCUUGCAACAAGUGAAGACAUAAGGUCCUACCGACAAAUUGCAUCUCAGACUGGUCUACACAGUGCCAGUGUGCCUGGUAUCCUGGCCCUGGACAUCUGCCUGAAGGACACAUCCAAGAUCGUCACAGGUGGCAACGACAAGAAUGCCGUCGUGUUUAACAAGGACACCCAGCAGGUCAUGGCCAUCCUUAAAGGUCACACCAAGAAGGUCACAAGUGUCAUAUACCAUCCUGAUGAGGACCUGGUGUUCACUGCCUCCCCGGACUCGACCAUCCGAGUAUGGGGCGUGCAGACUGCCCAGUGUGCCCAGGUUAUCCGAGCCCACGAUUCACCGGUUACUGGCAUAAGCCUUCACGCUACGGGCGACUACUUACUCAGCUCCUCUGUUGAUAUGCACUGGGCUUUCUCUGACAUCAGAACUGGCACUGUACUUUGUAAGGUCUCCGAUGCUUCAUCUCAAAAUGCGCUGACAUGUGCUCAGUUUCAUCCGGAUGGCCUGAUUUUUGGUACUGGUACUGAGGACUCGAUGAUAAAGGUUUGGGAUCUGAAAGAACGAAUCAACGUGGCCAACUUCCCUGGGCACCAGGGACCAAUCACCAGCAUUGCUUUCUCUGAAAACGGUUAUUUCCUUGCAACAUCGGCUGAAGACUCUGUGGUGAAACUGUGGGAUUUACGUAAACUGAAGAACUUCAAAACUAUUCAACUGGAUGACAAAUAUGAGGUGCGUUCCCUUGCCUUUGACCAGAGUGGAACAUACUUGGCAGUGGCUGGAAGUGAUGUUAGGGUUUACCUGUGUAAGCAGUGGCAGGAGCUGGCAGUCUUUAAUGACCACACAGCAAUGGCCACAGGCAUCAAGUUUGGCCACAACAGUCAGUUUAUUGCAUCUUCAAGCAUGGAUAGAUCCGUCAAGUUCUUCGGGCAGUGAGUGGCAGAGGGUGUGCUCUGAGUGUGUUACAGCAACACUGUACCAAACAUGUGACAUUUAGCAAUCAUUUAAAUGUAUGUGAUCAUUGAUGUUUAUAUGUUCUGUAUAUGUAUGAUGAUGAUAACUGAAUCAACAUUUAUGGAAAAACAUUGUAUCACAUGCUAGCAUAUUCAUGUUGUUCAAUAACAGAUUGCUCAUUUUGAACAUCAUUCAUUAAUCUAUCAUAAAAUGUUAAUGUCUGAAGUGCCAGGGAUGAUAGUAAAGUGUGUUCAGUGUGUUAUGUGAGUUUUAUGAUUAUUGUAAGCACAUCUAUCGGUUUAUUUCUGUAUUGUAUUUUUGUACUAACUUGCAUCUUCUGUGCAUCUCAAUCUUGUUUUUAGUGUAGAUUACAGCCAGUAGUAAAGGCUAUCUGUUAUACUAGUAAAGGCAUUUUACAAUGGCAACUGACUAAUAGACAUCUUUGUUUUAGGCAAACAUUUUGUAUGAAACAUUUCUGAUUUAAACAUGGUUUAUAUUCUGUACCUGAACUUUUUGUUCAUUGGUAGACUGUCUUCAUUGUAGAAUACAUAAUUUCUUUUCAGAAUAAAAAACAUUAAAAGUAAUCUCAUUCAGUUGCCUUUUCUAAAAAGGACUUCAGUAGUUGUCAGAGUGUUAUAUGUUACCAUAGAUGUUAAGACAAAGAUAGGUAUUGGUAAUCUUUUGUUUACUUCAGGGAUGAUCAAGUUCAGGAUUUGUCCUGGAAUCAUGGUUGAGAUCUUUCAAUCUAUAAAGAUUGCUGUAUUGUUGAAAAGUUGUUUUUUGCUGGACAGUUGUGUUAGGAGUCGGAAACACUUUGAAAGAAUACAAAAAAAGAUUUUUAAACAGGUUUCUAACCCCUUAUCCCUGCUUUGAAAAUCAAAUCAGAUUUUCAGGAUUUGAUUUGUUGGUCAAUUAUCAUCCCUGUUACAUUUUAUCAAACCCCUUAUCCCUGCUUUGAAAAUCAAAUCAGAUUUUCAGGAUUUGAUUUGUUGGUCAAUUAUCAUCCCUGUUACAUUUUAUCAUACUAUAACUAUUGUAUAUAGACAAUGUCAUCAAAAUGAAAUAUUUGCAAUGUGUAUCACUGUUCCCAUAAAGAUUCUGAUUUUAUCUUAUUUACAAGCAUUGAUUCAUAUGGCAACAUACUGGUAGUAAUGAUUUUCAGAUCAGAGUGAUCACUGAUGUGUGAUUGCUUGUACCGUUAUGUAAUAAAUGGUAACUAACUAGAACAUUAUCUUUGUUUGUUUUAUGAAAUGACAAGUUCCGAAAUAUGAAAUGUUUUCUUAAGCAAUAAUUGUGCAGUGGAAAAUGAGAUCAUCAUGUAUGAUCCUUUUCACUUUAAGGCAGUGGGAAUGGGUUAACAGUCAACAUCACUGUUGAAGUAAUGCCUAGGAGUGGUCAAGACUUAAGAGAUGAACAAAGAUGAGACAUAGAAUAAAUGGACUAUAUGUUCAUUGAAGGCAGUUUAGUAAUUCAUCUGUUUCAUCAAUCAGGUGUCAUGAUUUGUAUUGUAUUAUGCGCAAACUUGCGUAACAUGCAGUCACGGUGUUAGGACUUAAUGUCAACGUCACUCCCAUUGUAUUGUAUAUAUCAUAAUUGAGUAAAAGGAUCGAAACUGA